Molecule: messenger RNA, 1149 nt
Organism: Kwoniella botswanensis
Lineage: Eukaryota; Fungi; Basidiomycota; Tremellomycetes; Tremellales; Cryptococcaceae
Exons: 7
Coding region: 1-1149 (382 amino acids)
Cellular component (GO): cytoplasm
Molecular function (GO): oxidoreductase activity
Source: RefSeq, a predicted model, not a curated record
AUGACCAACGCAGCAUCUAUCAAUGGCGUGGACUCCUUCGAGCUGGUAGAUAUCCUGCUCAUAGGAUUGGGAUCAAUCGGUUCGGUUUACGCUUAUCUCCUCGAGAGGUCUGGUAAAGCAAGGGUCACUGCCGUCGCAAGAUCCAACUAUACCCUCUAUACCACUACUGGUGUGACCCUUCACACUGAUAGGUUCGGAAUCGUCGAGGGAUGGAAGCCGUAUAGAGUUGUUCGAUCUCAAGCUGAAGCUCUCGCCGAUGGGAAGCGAUACGCUAUAUGUGUAGUCUGUACAAAAUGCCUGCCAGAUGUAUUACCAAACUCUGAAUUACUGAAAGAUGCUAUCGAAAGUGGUCAGGUUGGUUCAUGGAAUUUGGUUCAAAAUGGGCUUGGCAUAGAAGAAGACCUGUAUCAGGCUGUGAAACAUCUCGGUACACCCGUUAUGUCGAGUCCAGCUUGGAUAGGUAUAGUCACGGAAGGUAGUUUAGUAAGAUGGAGAGGUAAAGACACCUUGGUUACCGGCUUAUAUCCGCCAUUACCACCCAAAGACAAAUCUGCUGAGGGUGAAGCAAGGAUAUUCACAGAAAGGGAGAAAGAUGCUUUGAAGCUCUGGGUGGAUCUUUUGACUGCUGGUGAAGGUUAUGUACAUCCUACAGAUCAUAUCGAUUCUAUCAGAUUCUUGAAGAACGUAUGGAACUGCGCUUGGGCAGUAGUAACAGGCUUGAUUCGACAUACCGCAUUACAAUUCAGUUACCUCGGACCAACUGAAGAAAAGUAUAUCAAAGACUAUUUCAUGGAGAUCGUCGAUAUCGGUUUCAAAUCUGGAUUAUUGUACGAAGGGAUGAUCCAGUAUCCUGCUGGGGAUGUUAUGGGUGAUGCACAAAGUGUCGUAAAUAGAGCUUGGACAGUGCUCACAGGCACAGCCCGAGAAAGAGGAGUAGGUCAUAAAUACUCCCUUCUCAUUGACGUCGAACAAAACAGACCAUUCGAGGUUGAGGUUAUCGUCCGAUCAGUAUUGAACAUUGCCAAGAAGAAUAACAUCGUUACGCCAAGAUUGGAAUUCGCUUACGCAAUGUUGAAAGCUUUACAGUUGGAGAUUAUAAGGGAUAAUGAUAGGAAGAAGGUCAAGAAGGCUGAUGAAGUUGGUGCUUGA